UUCUAAGCUGUAGGUUCACGUGCGCGUGGUCAUUGAUUCAUCACUAUAUAAAACCGAGUACCUGGAUCGUACCUUCAAGUUCGCGUGCAGGUACUGAGAACUGUCAGUUUAAUCGGGGCCAGUACGGAAAUUACUGCUCUUCCUCAGGUCCUGUUCGCCAUGUAAAUUUAUAUCUCGUACCUCUUAAAAGACCGCCAGACGUCUUCUACGUGAAGUUGCCAAUGCCCUCCAAGAUGCGGUCGUUCUCUGUGCUGCUUCUCACCGUCUUUAUCCCACUAGGAGUCAUUGGCCAGACGAAUAUUACUGCUACCUGUACCUUGUCUGACUUUCACUGGACUUUCAAUUCGGUCUCGCAGAGUCCUUGUGAUGUGGCAUCCUCUCUGCUAGGUAUAUGCAACGGCGGAUCGUAUACCCUCCAAUCUUUACCCGAUCAGACUCACUAUCUAGGCCCAAGCGUCGACGCGGCCAAUCCCUGUCAAUGUAGCACCGUGUCUUAUUCCCUCAUCAGCGCGUGUGCGGCCUGCCAAAAUCGAACAUUUGUUCAAUGGAGCCAAUGGCGUGUCAACUGUGCUUCUGUAGCUAUUGGAGGUUUCCCCGAGCCAAUACCGAAUGGCACUCGCGUGCCUGCCUGGGCAUACCUCGACGUAAAAACUGAGGACAACUUUGACAUCAACCAAGCGAAACAGGACGCGAACGCCACGGAAUCAACCUUUGUACCACAACCUACCUCAACGACUGCACCUACGACGACUCCGACACCAUCACCGACUCCCACUCAGGAAGGUAGUUCUAACCACGGUGACGUCGUAGGUGGGAGUAUUGCAGGCGGCGUCUUCGGUCUUAUGGCGAUCAUUGGCUUGGUCGGUAUCUGGACGUACCGAAGACGUGAACGUCGUCUAGGCAGUCAUGACGAAGAAGUGGCGUCCGAAUCCAAGGACAAGGACAACAAGAGCAAGGACGACGUAGAGGAAGUGUCAAGACUUCCUACUCUUCAGAAAUCUCCACCUGGGCUUUGAGAUAAGGCGGCAUUUUUUUUGUAUUAAUUAAUGGUCAGACUAGGCGAUCUCUUAUACCCUAGUAAGGGGAGUCGUCGUGCACUUGUAUACUAUAAUAUUGGUUAGAAGGCAAGCAGACUUUCCAUCGUACACACUGAAUAAAUGCAUCGAUCGUAAGCUGUCUACAUGAGAACAUACACGAACAGAGUUUAUAUGUCCAUAUUACUGCAUACACGUACAUUGCAGACCUAAUUGUCCAGAUAUUAAGUCCUUCUAAGUUACCGGAGUGUAGCAC
Messenger RNA from Desarmillaria tabescens, 1290 nucleotides. RefSeq lists its product as uncharacterized. The transcript has 8 exons. The coding region runs from base 222 to 1016 and encodes 264 amino acids. NCBI's taxonomy places the organism in Eukaryota, Fungi, Basidiomycota, Agaricomycetes, Agaricales, Physalacriaceae. The record is from RefSeq and is a predicted model, not a curated record.